AUGCAAGCAAAUCUGAUCAAGGACCGAAAAGUGCCCGUUAUUUUCAUUGUGGGUGAGUCUCACGGGUUCACAUUUCACAAUACCUCCUCCCUGUUUGAGAUAAAACCGACUGUGCGCUCCACCGACAGCAGUAACAAAAUUUUUUUGAAAAGUCGUUCAUUUCGACGAAUUAUUAUCUUGAUAUCAAGUUUUUUAUUCUUUUCAUGUUAAUGGUUUUAAAUUACAUUGUUGAUUGAGAGUAAGUUUUGAAACGUCAGAAAAAAGGACAAGACAAAAAUUCAGCAGUGAGAAAAAUGAUAGCUAAGAAACAUUAUUUUUUCCAGAUUUUGCGUUGAAUGAUCAAUUAAAAAUUUUAGUUGCGCAUUGCAUAUUAAAAAUGAUGAACAUAACAAAAUAUCAGUUUAUUAAAAAAAACCUAAAAAAGAACAAAAUUUGAGCAUGACAGGGUUUUUCCGAUGAAAAUUGCCUCUCGUGAAGUUGCGGAACCAAUACUCGAACUUCUCUUCAUCGCAAGUAUUCAAUCCACCCUUAUUGCUUUUUAAACGUCCUAAAAUUUUUUUAUUAUUUAAAAAUGUUUUUUUCAGACUAUCAUAGACUGACUUCGCCCGAUUUCAUUCAAAGCAGAAAUUAAAUAAAAACUUUUUCUGCACGAGAUUACAACAAAAUGAAAAAAAUGGAUGAAAAAAAAAUAAGAAAUAACAAAAAUAAUGAAAAAAAUUAUUCCGAAAAAUUAAAAUCUGUCAUCGGCGCGUUAUCGGUGGAGCGCAAUAUGUAGUCAACUAUUUUGCCAACGGUGGGCAAAAUUUUCGCAGCUCGCUUUUCGCUGGCAAUUUUUUCAUCAGCUCACUUUUCUUAGCUCGAUUUUCACAGCUCUUUUGACAUAUAGCCAGUAAAAAUAAUGAUGCGUUUCGAAUGAAGGUGGUCCUGGGUGCGGCAAAGGAACGCAAUGCGAAAGAAUCGUGGCCAAAUACGGGUUCACGCACUUGUCUUCCGGAGAUCUGCUGCGUCUGGAGGUGAAGUCAGGCUCCAAAAGAGGCGCGCAACUGCAGAAGACGAUGGAGGCCGGCGAACUCGUUCCUCAGGUCAGUCACCCCCCGACUCUAGUUUUCUAGCGCAAAAAAUUCUUAUAAAUUCAUAGGACGUGGUCCUGACGUUGAUCAAAGAAGCGGUUACGAAGGCACUCGCAGCUGGAAGCAAAGGAUUCUUGAUCGACGGCUACCCAAGAGACGUCAAACAGGGCAUUCAGUUCGAAGCUGAGGUUCGCUUCCAGUUCUCUCCUCCAUAUUCAAUAUGCGUUCAGAUAGGCAAGGCAAAAACUGUAAUUUACUUUCAAGCGAGCGAGGAAACUCUGGUGAAAAGAUUGAUGAAAAGAGCUCAAACCAGGUGAGAAUCCUCUUGAAACAUGAGAGAAUCAGAAAUAGUGGUCGGGCAGACGACAAUUUGGAAACCAUCCGAAAAAGGUUGAAGACGUUUGAAAGCGCCACUCGCCCUGUCAUCGAGCACUACUCCAAGGAAGGAAAACUCAUCAAUGUUAGUUCAUAGGCAGGUGAUGGAAAUCUCACCUUGCAGAAUAUACAAAGCUCUUUCUAAGCUUUUUCGGCUGAUAGAAAUUUUCUGGGUUCAGUUCCAAUUCAUAAUUUUUACUUUUUUUAAUUCAAAAAAAUAUAAAAUGUCCAUAAAAAAACGUAUCUAUCUGAAUAUCACACACUUUUUGCGCUUUAAAUAACUGGAUGAUUAAUAUUUUUGUAUGUCUUAUUGUAACCUUAAAUCGGUAGAUAAAUGGCGAAGGAAGUGUCGAAGACAUCUACAAACUCGUCUGCGCCCACAUCGACAGCAAAGUUCUCGUAUGA
Messenger RNA from Caenorhabditis auriculariae, 1850 nucleotides. The record is from the annotation of a GenBank genome assembly. NCBI's taxonomy places the organism in Eukaryota, Metazoa, Nematoda, Chromadorea, Rhabditida, Rhabditidae.